Aphanomyces astaci is the source of this 2776-nucleotide messenger RNA. RefSeq lists its product as hypothetical. The coding region runs from base 38 to 2617 and encodes 859 amino acids. Gene Ontology annotation, cellular component: nucleus; HIR complex. The transcript is spliced from 18 exons. Gene Ontology annotation, biological process: chromatin remodeling; regulation of DNA-templated transcription; DNA-templated transcription. Gene Ontology annotation, molecular function: nucleosome binding; protein binding. Lineage: Eukaryota; Oomycota; Saprolegniomycetes; Saprolegniales; Verrucalvaceae. The record is from RefSeq and is a predicted model, not a curated record.
CCGUAAUCCAUACCCCUACAAGCGGCAAAGCCACUGGAUGUUGAUCGACAAGCCCGACGUCGUGAGGCAUCUCAACUCUGCUGGAAAUGCAAACAGUAUCUACGGCAUCGACGCGCAUCCAAGCGACCUAAAGUUUGCGACGGCAGGCGGAGACAAUUGCGUCAAGAUCUGGUCGUUGGAAGUACUGUCCGAAACCGACGGACCAGAAUGCGAGCUUUUGGCGACGUUGACGUGGCACGAGAAAGCCGUCAACUGCGUGCGAUGGUCGCACAACGGCCGGUACCUCGCGUCUGGCUCGGACGACCAUCAGGUGUUGCUGUAUGAACUGCAAGACGGACCUCCGGCGCCCAUUCCGUUUGGAUCGAAUCAAGUCCCGAACAAAGAGACAUGGGUGCGCUGUUCCAUGCUCAAGAGCCACACCAUGGAUGUCCAGGACCUGGCGUGGUCGCCCGACGACCGCAUGCUCGCCACCUGCAGCAUCGACAACUCCAUCUUGAUUUGGUCCAUGGAUCACCUCAGCUCGGUGAUGACGCAUCCGAUCCAGCAUUUGUCUGGCCACCAAGGAUGGGUCAAGGGUGUGGCGUGGGAUCCCGUGGGCAAAUACUUAUCCAGUGCAGGCGAAGACAAGUGCAUUAUCAUGUGGCGCGUGGAUACAUGGGAGGCCGAGGAGAAGAUCAGCAGUCCGUUCGAAGAUGGCACAACCACAUCGCAUUUCCGGCGACUGUCGUGGGCCCCCGAUGGAAGCUUGGUGUGUGGCACGCACGCAUUCAAAUCCAAGCAAAACGUGGCAGCGCUGAUUGAACGCAAGACGUGGACGAACGAUGUCAACUUUGUGGGCCAUCGAGGGGUGGUCACCAGUGCCCGGUUCAACCAGCGCCUCUUGGCCAAGACCGCCAACAAGGAGUUUGCGUGCUGUGCGCUCGGAGGGGACGACUGCACCGUGAGCGUAUGGCUAGCCGAUGUGUCUCGGCCGGUGGCCGUGAUCAAAGAGUGCUUUGAUGCAUCUGUUACAGACCUGAGCUGGUCGUUUGACGGGUUUACCCUCCUCAGUGCAUCGUUGGACGGCACGAUCUGUGUCUUUCAAUUUACGCCAGACGAAUUGGGCACCCCCAUCACGCCCCAGCACCAAAGUCGACUGCUCCAGCAAAAGUAUGGGUCGUUGGCCGGCCAAACGUCUGGCUGCACGCUGGUGGAGAACCCGCUACAGUUGGAGCUAGAAGGCCAGCACAAACAAGCGUCUAUGGACAAGUUGGCAGCUCGACUGACGCCUAGCAAUGGCAACGCGUCCGGCGCGCAUGCAUUCACGCUGGUGGCGGCCACACCGAAACCCGCCGACACCGCGGCCAAGCCCAGUGUGACCACGCUGACAGCUCGACCCAAGGCCAAGAAGCCACCGACUUCGACCACCACACCUGUCACGAAACCACCACCACCACCAGUAGCAACAACAGGAGAGAUUGAAACGACAACGCAUGUCCCCCCGAUCAAGCGAAAGCGAGUCGUGGACCACCAGCCUACCAACUCCAACACGCUGCUCGUGAUUCCCCAACACGAACGGGUCCACCAGAUGCCUGAAAUUCCAGGUCGCUCGUCGUUUUCCGUCGGCGUCAAGUCGACAGAGAAAGUGAUCGAGUGCAAAGUUGUGACGGACGAUGGGAUGACGAUGAUGUACACGUCUGUUGCGUGCAUGGAAGGCAGCAGCGUGCACUGGAUGGACAGGAUCCCUGGCCAAGCGGCGUGCGCGACGGGCAACCUGUCGUUUUGUGCGGUCGGCACCACGGACGGCCACUUGUACAUCGUGUCGCCUCUGGGGCGGCGGCUCUUUCCACCCAUCGCAUUGGGGUUUCCGUUCGCCGCGAUCGAGUGCAGUGCCGGGGCAACGCCGUACUUGCUUGUUAUUUUGACCAAUGGCGACGUCAAGACGUGGACAAUUCAAGCCAAAAGGGUAGCCGUGGCCGCGUCCGUCUGUGGCCUCACCACGACCAAGUCCACGUUGAUUCGAGCGAUGGUGACGUCCGCGGGUCAACCCAUUGUGACACUGGCUGUCGACGGUGGCGGAACGUCGGCCAGCUUGUUGCACUCGUUCACGUACGAUUUGGCCAUGCAGUGCUGGAUGCGCGUGGCUGACGAAUCGUUUUCGUCUUCCGACUUUCACACGCACUUGCCAUCGGAUGCGAUGGUUUCAUCCGACAUUCCAGUGGGGACUCUGCGGAGGUUGCAGAAUGCCUCUACCCACACACGCAGUGCCACGUCCAUGGUCGCGGGCAUAUCAAAUGCCAUCCAACAACAUCACAUCACCCGUACGCACUUGGAGCAUCAGGUGGCCGCCAGUUUGGCGCUCCGUAGCACCACCGAGUACAUGCACUGGCUUAAAGUGUAUGCCCGGCACCUCUCCCACGACGGCGAUCUAUUGCGACUGGAGGAAAUAUGCAAGGAAUUCCUAGGGCCUAUGUCUGCGACAACGUCCACGGAUACUUGGACGUCCACUGUUCUCGAUGUGUCCAAGCGUGAGCUGUUGCAGACGGUGGUGCUGCCCCAAAUGGCGUCCAAUCGAGUCCUCCAGCGCCUCGUGCACAAGUACCAGUUGCUCCUCGACGAAGCCGCCAACCAGUCCUGAGCGAGUCAACUCGACUUGCUCGAAACAAAACCCCUUCGACAUAUCGUUUCACUCCAGUCCCACAGUUCAGUGGCCCUGCUAACGUUCCAUAAUGUACUCUAACCGCAUACUAGUAACCUCGAGGGGUUCGCAAUGAAGUAUUUUACAUAGGAUGUAUUU